AUGGGCGAUACCAAGGCGCCCUCCGCGCCUGCAAUGGCGCAACCUUACGGCGAUUAUGGAUCUGUCCAGGAUGCAGACGAACUGCGUCUGGCGCAAAUGGGGCACAAACAGGAGCUCAAACGCCAUUUCUCCUCUUGGAGUCUCAUCGGCUUGGCCGCCAAUUGUACCAUUUCCUGGGCUGGGCUUGGACUAGGUUUGAUUACCUCCAUCAACGCCGGUGGACCUGGCGCACUGAUCCGCGGGUUUAUCCUGGUCUUCAUCCUGCAGUGCUUCUUGGCCACCUCACUGGCAGAAGUUGUCUCGGCGUAUCCGACCGACUUCGUGCUACAGCCGUGGAUGACAUUCGUUACGUCCCAGGGCUUCAACCUGGUAACGUGCGCCAUUGUCAUGUUUGGGAAUAGGUGGAUUCCGGCAAUCAACAAAUUCUCUUUAUGCUAUCUCCAAUUGGCUUGGCUUGUCAUCCUCGUUACCGUCGCUGCUGCUGCUCCAAAACACAACGAUGCCGAGUUCGUCUUCGAAACGUGGAUCAAUGAGACUGGCUGGACAAACAAUGUUAUUUGUUUCAUCACCGGCCUGGUAAAUCCAUUAUAUUCCUUGGGUGGGUUGGAUGGGAUCACGCACAUCACAGAGGAAAUGCCGAACCCUGAACGGGAUGCGCCGCUGGCCCUUGCGUGCACUCUUAGCAUAGCAUUUGUGACAGGGUCGUCUUAUCUCCUUGCUUUGAUGUUUUCGGUCCAAGACUAUACUAGUCUUGCGGACUCGCCAACUGGCCUUCCCCUGGCGGAGAUUUUUCGCCUGGCGACCCAGAGUCGGGGAAGGGCUUUCGCCCUCGUUUUCCUCUUGUGGGUUGCGGUUGGCCCGUGUGUGAUUGGCUCACAACUGAGCACUGGGAGGAUGCUCUGGGCCUUCGCCCGAGAUGGCGGUCUUCCAUCUUCAGGAUUCUGUUCGAAAGUCAAUCCUCGAUAUGCAGUUCCGGUUAAAGCCCAGCUCUGUGUGGGCAUCAUCAUUGCUCUCUUAGGAUGCAUCUACCUAGGCUCUAGCACUGCCUUCAAUUUAAUGAUGAAUUCGGCAAUUAUGACGAUUAACAACCUAGCUUACCUUAUGCCCAUUUUGACCAAUCUUUGCCAUGGGAUGGCCGUGAAUAUCGUGACGGUUGCCUGGUUUAUUUUUGCCAUUUUGUUCUUCUCAUUUCCUUACGAAAUGCCCGUGACCGUUUCGAACAUGAACUAUACAUGUGUAUGUGUUGGGGGUUUCUUGUCUCUCGAGCUGUUGUGGUGGCUCGUUGCUGGCAAGAAGUUUUCGAAGCACAUGCAAAAGGUGGAGAGGCAUGAUGGAGAAACAGCGCACACAUCAGUGGUAAUUUCCGCGGGCGAGAAAAGCUAGCCACGCUAGCCACAAGGAAGUAUGAAUACAACCGAGGGCGGGGCCGAAGGAUCACCCUGCUUUGUUAUGAUGUUAUGAUAUGCAGUGACUAUGUGCAAGCAAAUAUAUUUGGG
Molecule: messenger RNA, 1496 nt
Organism: Aspergillus homomorphus CBS 101889
Lineage: Eukaryota; Fungi; Ascomycota; Eurotiomycetes; Eurotiales; Aspergillaceae
Product: putative choline transporter Hnm1
Exons: 14
Coding region: 1-1383 (460 amino acids)
Biological process (GO): transmembrane transport
Cellular component (GO): membrane
Molecular function (GO): transmembrane transporter activity
Source: RefSeq, a predicted model, not a curated record